AAGUGCAACCAUUUUUCAAGAUGAGCAUCCAACAACAAUAGCCAUGUCGUUCUCAUUUGGGUUCACCAACGACGAUCUCAGCGGAGAUGAACUAGAUCAAUCAAGCACACCUUCACAACCGCCACAAGCUCGUGCUCUUGAUACACUCGUCACCCCAAAGGAAAACCUACCACAACGACACACCCUCGCCCAGUUAUGUUCCACAUUACUCAACGUCCGUAUCACAUUCGACAAUUACACCACACCAGGUGGUAACCUCAUUUAUCGUCGUGAGUUAUUCGACGUGAAACACCAAAUUAUGAGUGAAGACGAAGGGAGCACUCAACUUGGAGAGAUGUUGCUCGAUGAACAAAGUGAUUUGCAGAGGAAUGUGUAUGAAGGCGGGUUCAAGAGUUGGGAAUGCGCUUAUGAUGCCGUGGACAAACUAGCACUGGGUCAGGUUGAGAUGAGCAGUGUGUUGGAGUAUGGAUGUGGAACCGCUUUACCUUCAUGUUUCAUUCUUUUGCGCAAGUUCACCAGCGGUGAUAAGAAUAGUUUGAGAAUUACAUUGAGUGAUUUCAAUUACGAUGUGCUUAGAUUGGUUACACUUCCUAAUUUGAUUAUUAACUGGGCCUCUACGUUGCCAGUGGAAAAAUUGCAUGCAUUGACUACUAGUGAAGAGAAUCCUGUAUUCAACAAUGACGAGGUUUUACUCACACAACAAUUAAUACAGGAGUUCACCUCUGCAUUGAACGAGUUCAAUAUUGAGCUUGACUUUAUAUCGGGUGCUUGGGGAAAUCAAUUCAAUGAGUUGGUUACAUCUCAGACUAGUGUUGAUUUCAUGAUUAGUUCGGAAACGAUAUACUCUCCAGAUAUCUUACCGGUAGUUGCCGAGUCGAUAGUGGAGAUACUCAGCCGGACUAAUGGUACUGCCAAGUGCAUGGUUGCGGCCAAGAAUAUUUAUUUUGGAGUUGGCGGGUCUGUUAUUGAAUUUGUCAAUUAUUUCGACAAGGUGAGCGAGAGUAAGUUUAUCAUGGAGGUGGAAGAAAUUAAUGAUUCACAAUUGAAGAGAUCUUUAGUUAUGAUUGAGAAGAAGUAGUAGCAAUAGCUCUACUAAGGAAGUUUAUAGAUUAUAUUAUAAUUCAUUACGAAGUAGCAGUAGAACGAUGUUGUACCCAUGGCAAAAUCAGGCGAUUUCUGCUCACGUGACCGUCGAUGAAGCCCAACUUGAUUUGAUACCAUCGCUGCAACGGCAAAGAUAAAGCACGUAAUGUGUGUGUAUGAUGAGUUAGUUGAUGUAGUAUAUCUGCAAUGUAGUCAUGGUUAUAUAGCUUCAAUAAGUACUAGAAAGUGGAUGUGGCCAGUGAUUGCAGGAAUACGCGACAAUUCCACUUUGAUAUUCAAAGGCCGGCGACACUGUAGAUACAUAUCUCUUGCGAGAACCACCUUGAACAGACAAUUCAGUUAGGCAAAACUAGCGAUCUGAGUCAAGUGACGUAUAUAAAAACAUCUCCAGAUACCUACUCAUCCUAGCAAUACUAAUUGCUUACGUUCAGGUGUAUCAUC
Messenger RNA from Spathaspora passalidarum NRRL Y-27907, 1545 nucleotides. RefSeq lists its product as uncharacterized. The record is from RefSeq and is a predicted model, not a curated record. Lineage: Eukaryota; Fungi; Ascomycota; Pichiomycetes; Serinales; Debaryomycetaceae. Gene Ontology annotation, molecular function: protein-L-histidine N-tele-methyltransferase activity. Gene Ontology annotation, biological process: peptidyl-histidine methylation, to form tele-methylhistidine. The transcript has a single exon. The coding region runs from base 44 to 1078 and encodes 344 amino acids.